CCUCCCUCUCUCUCUCUCAUUGUCUUGUGCGUUUGUUCUAUACGAAGUCGCCAUUGCUACCCUUCAAACAGGUCAUGGAGAUUUCAAGAUCAUCAAAUCAUGAUGAGAUAAAUGGUGUUAACUCAUCAAAUGAGUCUCCACAAACAUUUGGGGACUUAAUAACUGAUCCACCUAAUGAAGGAAAUGAUUCACAAGAUUCAGUGAUGAGACAAGCAGAAUUGUAUCAAGAUUACAUGAGGCGGCUCCCAAUUCCUACUCAAAGGGGUUCGAUAAUCCCAUUCACUUCAUGGACAGGAUUAGGGAAUUCGCUUAAGCAACUGUAUGGUCAGCCUUUGCAUUAUCUAACUAAUGUUCUUCUAAAACAAUGGGAUCAGAUGAGGAUUGGUUGUAAGGAUGAAUAUAAACCUCUGGACGUUGUUAUGCAUCCUUGUAAAGCUGAAACCAGUAUCUGGCUGAUUGAGGAAGUUCAUAGGUGGUCUACAUCUGAUCAAUAUCUGGGUAAACUCUGGCUCUCGGAUGGAAUGUACCAUGCUUAUACUGACCCCAAUUUCCCUUAUAUAUAGAGAAUGAAUCCGGUUCAUCGGCUCGCUAUAGUUGAUGUUGAAUUUAGGUGGUUACUAAAACCUGUUGAAUGUUGUAGACAAACUGUUCUUUUUAGUUUAGUUCAUUUUUCUUUGUACUCUCCCAACCAUAUGCUCUCACUGUUUUGCCAUUUUUGCUACUUAUGAGGUUGUGACAAUGAGAAAGUAUGUUUGCUCAUUCUGGGAUGAGAUCACCCUUUAUAAAUUUCAUUCUU
This is a messenger RNA of Impatiens glandulifera, 796 nucleotides long. RefSeq names its product protein RDM1. The record is from RefSeq and is a predicted model, not a curated record. Gene Ontology annotation, cellular component: nucleus; RNA polymerase V complex. The coding region runs from base 75 to 563 and encodes 162 amino acids. The transcript is spliced from 3 exons. NCBI's taxonomy places the organism in Eukaryota, Viridiplantae, Streptophyta, Magnoliopsida, Ericales, Balsaminaceae.